Rhinopithecus roxellana (golden snub-nosed monkey) is the source of this 1070-nucleotide messenger RNA. It is a transcript of the gene C9H8orf88, whose product is annotated as chromosome 9 C8orf88 homolog. Gene Ontology annotation, cellular component: cytoplasm. The transcript is spliced from 6 exons. Lineage: Eukaryota; Metazoa; Chordata; Mammalia; Primates; Cercopithecidae. Gene Ontology annotation, molecular function: eukaryotic initiation factor 4E binding. Gene Ontology annotation, biological process: negative regulation of translational initiation. Bases 169 to 522 code for a protein of 117 amino acids. The record is from RefSeq and is a predicted model, not a curated record.
CGCCCCCCGCCGCCGCCACCACGGUCAGCCAGCGGACCAGCGGCAGGAGCCGUUCCCCGACGGGCAGCGGGGCGCUCGGCCUCCGCGUCUGGGCUGAGCGCGGCGACGCUGCUGUCUCGAAAUCCUCGUGGAUCUUGAGUCGUAUGGAACCUCAAGGUCUUUGUGACAAUGGAAACCAAAAAAUUAAUUGGUAAACCGCUUCAACCAGCAAGACCUGUUCGUCAUCUGACUUCUCCCCCAGGAGCAGUGUUCCCUUUCAACUUUCAAAAUGAAUAUCCAUGCAACACUCAGUGCAUACAAAGUGGAGUUAGCAGAUGUAAGACGAAUGGAAUGCAAGCCUUUUCUCAAGGUCUUAAUGAACAACAGCAGCAUCAGUCUCCAGUUAAAAAAGAGAGAAUUAAAUACAGCAGAGAUUUCCUGUUGAAGCUCUCAAGUGUUUCCAUCUGCAGAAAAAAACCAGACUUUCUGCCUGAUCAUCCCAUUGUACUGCAAAAACCAGAAAACAACCAAAGUUUUAAGUAGCAUUUUAAGAACAGAUGAAUUUGAAGAGACAGAAUUAUUCAUUUUAUAGUUUGGACAUCUGCAAAUGAGGUGGAUCUAGCAACAAUAACUGUAAUGGACUGUGACAAUUCAAUUUAUUCUUAAUUUUGAUGGUUGACUAUUUGACUUCUCUAAAAAUGAGAAAGAGCUAUUUUAAACUAUAAAAAAUUUUCUAAUCAGCUUCAGCCUUGCAGGAGGUUUCCUGCAUAAAUUGGGAAGUUACACUGGAAAGUAGGAAUUUGGUUAGUGAAGUGGGAAGACUAUAUUUAUAAUUUGCGUACUACUUGGAAUUCUUUGUUUUUCAUCACUUGUAAUAAUGGAAUGGAAAUGUAAGCUGUAAAGACUCUCAUAUAAAAUAUUUGCUACAGUGUAUAUAUGGUACAUAAUUUCUUGUUGCUUUUAAAGUUGCUUUUGUUGUUCUGCUUCCCACUGAUUUCAUACCAGCUCAUGAAUGGAUCAUUACAGUCUCUCCAGAGGCUUAGAAUGAUUCAGAAUGUUCAAAGCAUAGUUCUUAAUGACAGGAGGGAGAA